This is a messenger RNA of Equus caballus (horse), 2109 nucleotides long. It is a transcript of the gene APBA3, whose product is annotated as amyloid beta precursor protein binding family A member 3. Gene Ontology annotation, molecular function: amyloid-beta binding; protein binding. Gene Ontology annotation, cellular component: cytoplasm; dendritic spine; plasma membrane. Lineage: Eukaryota; Metazoa; Chordata; Mammalia; Perissodactyla; Equidae. Gene Ontology annotation, biological process: chemical synaptic transmission. The record is from RefSeq and is a predicted model, not a curated record.
UCUGGCUGGAAGAACUACAUUUCCCAGCAGACCCCGCGAGCGUGCGCAUGCCCAGUGGGCCAGGGAAGCGGCGAGCGGCGGCGGCUGGAACGAACAGGGCGGACCCUGGACGCUGGGUCCUGGGGUCCGCGCGCGCUGGGACCACCUCGGUUUGAGAACGCCCGGCGACAGCACCAAAUUAGCCCCCGGGAAACCGACCCUUCGAAUCUCUCAGAUGCCGGCCUCGGCCUGGGGUCCAGGAUGGAAUUCCUGACGCCGCCCCGCCCCCCGCCUGUGCCUCCGGCCAUGGACUUGGAGGAGCCCGGGGGCUCGCUCUCACCCUCUCAGGACGCCCCCCGUGACCUCCAGUGGGCCCCGGCGCCCGGAGGCCCCGGCAGCCUGAGUCACAUGGAACUGGACGGGCCGAGUGUCGAGGACCUCGUGCAGCAGUUUGAGGCCCUGCCGGGUGACCUGGGGGGCCUGUCCCCGGAUGGCCCCCCCUGCCCCCUGCACAUCGCCACCGGCCAUGGCCUGGCCCCCCAGGACGUCGCCGAUGCCCACGGGCUCCUGUCGGCCGAGGCCGGCCGGGACGACCUGCUGAGCCUUCUGCGCCUCGAGGAGGCCGUUCCUUCCCGGUCGUAUCCCGAGGAGCCCCCGGACCCUGCUCCCCACCUUCUGCAGCCCCCCGAGGACCCGGAGGAGGAGAGCGGCCCCCCGGAGUGGGCAGAGGGAGCUUCUGCCGAGCAGGGGGGCAGCAGGAGCUCCAGCAGCUCCCCGGAGCCCUGGCUGGAGACUGUGCCCUUGGUGGCUCCUGCAGGGCCACCCACCGGCGCCCAGAGCCCGGCCACCCCGGCGUCCCCUGCGUCCCGCCCUGCCCUCCAGGAGGCGCCUGGACCCUGUGACUACGAGGACCUCCUGGACGGUGUCAUCUUCGCGGCCAAGUACCUGGGCUCCACGCAGCUGCUGUCCCCGCGGAACCCGCCGCCCAGCGCGCGCAUGGCACAGGCCCAGGAGGCCGUGGACCGCGUCAAGGCCCCCGACGGGGAGACGCAGCCCAUGACGGACGUGGACCUCUUCGUCUCCACCAAGCGGGUCAAGGUCCUGACGGCCGACUCCCAGGAGGCCAUGAUGGACCACGCGCUGCAGACUAUCUCCUACAUUGCCGACAUUGGCAGCAUCCUGGUGCUCAUGGCGCGGCGGCGGGCACGGCGGCCCCCACCCCCGGCGGGCGGCCCGCGGCUCUGCAAGAUGCUGUGCCACGUCUUCCGCGCCGACGACGCCCAGCUCAUCGCCCAGGCCAUCGGCCAGGCCUUCGCGGUGGCCUACAGCCAGUUCCUGCGCGACAGCGGCCUGGACCCCGGCCAGGUGGCCGCGCGGCAGGGCCAGGGGGCCGUGGGCCCGGGCCACCUGCACAACGGGGACCUGGAUCACUUCUCCAACAGUGACAACUGCAGGGAGGUGUGCAUCGAGAAGCGGCGCGGCGAGGCCCUGGGCGUGGCUCUGGUGGAGUCGGGCUGGGGGUCGCUGCUGCCCACGGCCGUCAUCGCCAACCUGCUGCACGGCGGCCCAGCCGAGCGCUCGGGCGCCCUGAGCAUCGGGGACCGCCUGACCGCCAUCAACGGGGCCAGCCUGGUGGGGCUGCCCCUGGCCGCCUGCCAGGCCGCCGUCCGCGAGGUGAAGUCGCAGACGCUGGUGACCCUGAGCAUCGUGCAUUGCCCGCCGGUCACCACGGCCAUCAUCCGCCGGCCGCACGCCCGCGAGCAGCUGGGCUUCUGCGUGGAGGAUGGCAUCAUCUGCAGCCUUCUGCGCGGGGGCAUCGCCGAGCGCGGGGGCGUCCGCGUGGGCCACCGCAUCAUCGAGAUCAACGGGCAGAGCGUGGUCGCCACGCCGCACGCGCGCAUCAUCGAGCUGCUCACCGAGGCGCACGUGGAGGUCCACAUCAAGACCAUGCCGGUCGCCACCUACCGCCUGCUCACCGGCCAGGAGCAGCCCGUGUACCUGUGACGGCCGCCGUCGCUGCCACCGCUGUGCCUUAGCCCCCCGCCCGGAACCUUCCGUGGUGGCCGGGCCCCCGGGACCCCCAGCCCUCCGUUAUGUCGGAUGUAAAAAAUUAAAUGUUUAUCGAACGGG